UUUCAUCUAAAAUAAUACUAAUUACUUAUUGCUGUAUAUAUUUAAAAUCAGUAACUAUGGUUUUAAUAAGGUUCCCAACUUAAAUUUGAUAUGAAAUUAAAAUUUUAUAGUCCUAAUCAAAUAUGGUUCAUCAUUUUGAGCCUUACCCUGGAUUUUUGUCAGGGAUCCAAAGAUGCCAGCUAUUAUUAUGCAAUUGAAAAAGGAGACUAUCCUUUUCUUGUAUUACUUAAAGUGAAGACGUCGAGUGACGGAGUGCAGUUCGGGAACGGUUGCCUUAUGUCACUGUCCUGGGUACUGUCACUAUCCUGCUUGCUCUACAAGGCAACCAAGGAGCCGCCUACUCCUGAUGCCGAGGUUUCGGUGUUCGCAGGACUCGUCUCCAUGAAAGACACCGGUUCUGCUCCUUCUCGAAGAGCCAUACGUAUCGUUCCGGACGAAUUGGUCAGUAGUAACCAAUGUAAGAACGGGCCGUGCCUCGUGCUUCUCCAGCUGGAGUCAGCGUUCCUGGAGAACAACUGGAUCCGACCUGCUGCUCUCAACAGUGGCAUGCUCAGUGCCGAGUCCCAACUGGUCGGCUGGGCGUGGGACCUAGAUGUAAAAAAUAAUUUUUCACGAGCUGUAUCUUUGAAGGUGGCGUCUUUAUCUACAGCGAAGUGCCAUGACAAGUACAAAGUGGUGCACUGUAAGAGGGAAAUGUGCGCCUAUGAGACUGACGAACUACCCCUGACAGUGAGAGAGGGCGCGCUGCUGGUAGACAACGGAUACCUGACUGCCCUUAAGUACGAGGACACUAACGUCUUAUCUCCAAAGUCCACAUUCAUCAUCAUUACUAUCAGAUUAUACUGGUUCAUCAGCUGGAUUCAAUACUAUGUCGUCGACGACAUACCGAAAACGUCUUUCAUUGAGACGAAUAACACUGAAGAUGACCUGUUUCAUCCUCCACGGUUUAAUAAACGUUCAAAAUCGCUGAACGCAUCUGUCAAGCUGAAUGCCUACCUGGCCUACACUGUGACAGUUGUCAUCAUUCAAUUGAUGCAGCAGUGGACAUCAGCAGCAAUGUUACAACACUUAGUUUGGCACCAUUAAAAUUAU
This is a messenger RNA of Homalodisca vitripennis (glassy-winged sharpshooter), 1092 nucleotides long. RefSeq lists its product as uncharacterized. The record is from RefSeq and is a predicted model, not a curated record. The coding region runs from base 91 to 1086 and encodes 331 amino acids. NCBI's taxonomy places the organism in Eukaryota, Metazoa, Arthropoda, Insecta, Hemiptera, Cicadellidae. The transcript is spliced from 6 exons.